AUGAUGCUGGAGCGUAAAUCAGCGGCAUUCUCAAUAACUCAACUUCUUGCGCAUACGAGAACGUCUCCGUCGAGGAAUUUGGAUAGUGAUCGUAGUCCCGGUGAUAGCAUUCAUCAUAACGUCAGCAACAACAUUAUUGAUUGCAACUUCAAUAAUCUUCUCACCUGUCCAGAGCCGGUUGAUUCUAACUCUAAUAAGAGAUAUGAGGUGAGCACCGAAAAUGAUGACAUGGCAAUUGGAGGAUGCCUGAAAGGAGCGCAAAUUGCCGAUCAAAAUAAUACAGCCAAAGGCGAUCAACAUGAGUCGGCGGCUGAAGCUAGUGUACAGUUGCACGGAGAAAAGUUCGAUUGGACGGCUGAGGUGAAUGGAGAAAAAUUUUGCGACGACGGAAACAAAUUUCAUGGCGCUUAUCGUGCUGAAAGUCUUAAACACAAUCGAAGCCAUGCGUCGUCCGAUUGCUGUUCCACUGCAUCGUCCAAUUGCCAUCGUUGCCGAUGUUGUUUUGGCACAGUAACGGAGCGUAACUGUACGCUACCGUGUGAUCAUGCUCCAGUGGUGCAUCAUUCAUCAUCAGAUCGUGCCAAUCGCGACUGGGCAAGUUUAGCUGAGAACGGGGAUAGUGUCAAGAGUGGCACGGCUUCUACGAGUACUUCAUCCCCGACGCAUAAUCAGCAAGAUGAUAAUAGAAGUGAUAAGCGAUACAGCAGUUUACGCUUUGCAACUACAUCAGCGGCAGUGAGCAGUCGAAAUUGCCCGAGUCGAAACGGCAAACAAACAGCUCCAGUUGGGGACAUAGUGAAGUUCUCAGAACGAUGUCAAAUCGUCGGCAGAUAUGAGCUUUUGGGCAAGUUUGGGGAUGGAGAGAAGAUCACAGAACAGGGAGUCAGCAAUGAGAAGGGAGUUGGAUCGUUGAGUGGGCAAAUGGCGGGGAGUCGGGUAAAAGUUGAGAAUGAUUUGCAUUGCUAUGAGUUGAGCGGUGGUAGUAAUAACAACAGUAAAAAUGUUAUUAGUAUUGAGAAUAGUGAUACGAACAGUGUCAGUAAUAUGAGGGCAAAUGAUGACUUGCUCAAUGUAAGCAGUAAACGGAGUCCGGAUCUGAUCGGAGUCCCAACAGCACCGAAAAGUCGUCUUAUUCCGAGCCACUCUCCUUCCCCUUACUCACUGGUUUUUGCUGCGAAAUCGAAAGGAGGGCUACAGUCGCUAACAGAUGGUGAUUACGAUAACGACAAAUGUACUGUAAAUGGAACGAGGCACACUAAUAAUUCAACGAUCACUCCUGCUGGCUCGCUGCCGUCCGUUUCUAUCUCCAGCGCAGUUUCUGCCUCAGCAGCAGCAGCAGUUCUAACUCCAACCCCAGUCCCGUCCACAGCCCCAGGACCUGGGAGUUGUCUACCGAGUGCAGCUGAUACUUUGCCGUUUUGGUUGACUUGCGCAGCUGCAAGUUUUCCAUUCGAGCCAACUUUUUUGAUGGCACAGCGAUCAAUGUUUCCACAUCUAUGGGCGAGCACUGCAGCUGCAGCGAAUGCGGCUGAUGCAUUACGCUUGGUGACAGCUGCGGGUGGCACAAGCAAAUCGUAUCGGAGACGAAAGGCACGAACCGUAUUCUCUGAUCAACAGCUACAGGGAUUGGAGCGACGUUUCGAGACACAACGAUACCUUUCAACACCCGAACGUAUUGAACUCGCGAAUGCGUUGAAUUUGAGUGAAACUCAGGUGAAAACGUGGUUCCAAAAUCGUCGAAUGAAACACAAAAAAAUUGUUCGAAAGGAGCGUGAUGGUGAAGGGGCGUCGAGUGAGAACGCUAAUUCAACGUUGAACACCGAUAAUAUCAGUGAUGAUAACAACGCUGGCGAUUCCGAUGAAGAGGAUAUGAUGAUGGACCACGAUUUGGAUGAUUCGGAAAUUGAUUGA
Molecule: messenger RNA, 1911 nt
Organism: Anisakis simplex (herring worm)
Lineage: Eukaryota; Metazoa; Nematoda; Chromadorea; Rhabditida; Anisakidae
Source: the annotation of a GenBank genome assembly